CAUGACUAAUGUUUUUAAACGAAAAUGGCGACUUGCAGGAUAAUAGUAUUCUGCUGUAUUUUCUCAAUGUUGAUAUGCAGCGCUGCAUCAUAUGAACCAACAUGGGAGUCCCUCGAUUCAAGACCUAUUCCUUCGUGGUAUGAUGACUCUAAAUUGGGAAUAUUCAUUCACUGGGGAGUUUUCUCGGUACCAAGCUAUUCUUCAGAAUGGUUUUGGUGGAAUUGGCAGGGAGAGCCGACCCCGGCUAUACUUGACUUUAUGGCCACUAACUACAAACCAGAUUUCACGUAUGCAGAUUUUGCUGAAGAUUUUACGGCAGAAUUUUUUGACGCCUCAGAAUGGAUAGAUAUGUUUCAAAGUUCAGGAGCAAAGUAAGAAUGAAAUUAUUGAAAUGUCACUAAAUGUGGCUAAUGUAGAGCUUGAAAAUGAAUGCCCUGCGUCAUUUGCUAGUUUAUUAUAGUUGCAGUGAGUGAAUUAGGGUUUAGGUUAGGUUGAGGGAUAGAUUUAGGGUUCAGGUUAGGCAUGGGUAUCGAUACAGGGUUCAGGUUAGGCAUAGAGAUCGAUUUAGGGUUCAGGUUAGGCAUAGGGAUCGAUUUGGGAUACAUUCGGAUGAUUAGUCGCGGCCAUCGAUUAAAUAGUGACAUUCGUCCUCUACAUUUACCUGAAAUGUUAAUUUAAAAAAAAGACUAAAACUUGAAUUUUUUGUCUUGUUAAGUGCAAUUUGAACAAUCUUACCUGUGAACAAUUUUAUGCAUAUGUGAUUGCUAACAAGGAUCUUCUGCAAAAAGUUGGCUCCUCUGAGAAAUAUGUCAUGUAUUUAAUAAAGAUUAUAAGUAUAAGGUAAUGAUUGUACAAUUGGCUAUUUAAAUAAUGUUUUUUGAAAUUUUGAAAAAGGCGUCCAUUGAAUUUGUUUUUUUAACGUGACUGUUUCUUGGUUGAUUCACAAAGAGUAAGAUACACUUAAUUGGCAGCUAUUACAAUAAAAUUGUGCUGACUGUGAGUUUAAUCCGGGACGAUUCAAAUGAAACAUUCAAAAUGUCCUCCUUUGUCUUCUUUUUUGUUUUAUUAUGUCCUCCUUUUGGUGUCCAUGUAUCUGGCAACCCUAUGUUUGGGCAACUUCUCCAAUCAGCUGUUAGCACCUGUAGAUAUUUAAUAUUUAUUGAUUAUUUUAUAUUAUUGCCAAUUGUUACUGAAGCACUUAUUGUGGAAAUUAUGAAAUAUGUUUUUCAUAUGCCCAGUUUGUGUACAUAGUUAAAGGAAUUUUUAUAACUUUAUGGGCAGGCCUGCACCUAGAGGGUGGGAGACGCAACCUUGGCACUUGUCAGGGGCCAGAGCAAGAUAGGGGCCCAGAAUUUCAGUUUAAUACGGUAGAAAUGUUUUUAGCCCUGCAAUGAGCUUUCCACAUUAAAAUCAACCAUACCAAUUAGUUAAAAUUGCUCAAAUAAAUUUUUGACCAUGUUGUUAUUACAAAGAUCUAAGUUCUAAGGCACAAAUUCAGGCAACACAAAAAGUAUGAAGAAAGGUGGCCCCAGGUGGAAAGGCAUUAUUGCUCAUUGCAUUUUCAGAAAAAGACACUAUUUAAAAUGUAGUAGAAUAUAUUUUUUGGGCUAAAUUUUGGGUUAACAGAAUCGGUUUUGCGAAGACUUGUCUCACCCUAAGCGCAGUGAUGUCAUUUUAAGGAAUCCCGACACUUGAGUGAAUGGACCAAUUGUUGAACUUCAACGAUGUGUGUGAUAACUUUCCGGUUCUUCACUGAGCACUAUGUGCAUCAUAAACUAAAUCUGACAAUCGAUAUGGUUAAUAUGAAUUAUAUUAAAAUGAAAUUUUCCAUUAGAUCUAAUUUUUAUUAAAAUUAACAAGUUUCAAAAGAAAUGAAACAAUCAACCCAUCCUUGCUGAUGCUCCAAGAUCCAACACCGGUGGAGAAAAGAAGAUGCAUUCUAAAAGUGCUGUCUUACUGAUUAGUUGAAAAUCAAAGUAGCCGUAUGCUAAAACUUUGUUAACACAAGUGAAACUACAACUAAAUUUGUAUUGGAAAUGUCUUUCUUUCAUUUUGACACCACUGUUGUUUAAGUGAUAUCUCCUAUUUCAAAAUUAUUCUUAACAGCACUUAAAUUUGAUAAUUAAUUUUGAGUAUCUUAACAUUCAAUAUUUGUUGCGGGAUUCUUAAUUUUACCCUGUUGAUUUAAUUUUAUUAAAUAUUUAACACUAGGGCUGAACCAGGUGCAGUUGUUUUUACAUCCUGUCCCAGUAUUUUGGGAAAAUACCCUUUGGGUCCAAGUGUUACAAAAAAAGUUAACUUCUCAUUUUCUAAAAUAUGCAACAAAAUCUACUACAGUACCCAAUGUAGUAAAGAGAGGUCAUGACCUACAACUUUUUGUGUCAAGAAAUAACAAACUGAUAGUAACAGGCAGUUGCCGGAUCAUAGAGUAGAGAUGAUGUUGUACGCAUGAAGCUAGGUAUGUGACAGAGAAAACAAUAGCACCACUGAAUAAUAGUCCCCUCCCCUAAAGAAAACAAAUGAAGAUAUUUACCUGAGCUCAGACGUCACGCAUGAAUCUCACUGCAUGAUAGACUUUUUUCCCCCUCUUUACUAUGUGGAUGAAUCAGAGGCAAAAUAAAUAUAUUAAACAUCAUGAUCUACACAGAUGAAAGUGUAUAGUACUUUUUUUACAUUAGUAUUUUAGUUUGCACGGUGAGAUCAAAUUAAUAAAUAAAUGGUGAAUUAUUUUUUUUGAAGCCUUUUUUGAGUGAACGAAAUUAUGCAUUUCUUAAUAAUGUGGUAUUAAUACUUUUCUUACACUAUUCAGAUAUAUUGUGUUUGUGAGCAAACAUCACGAAGGGUUCACAAACUGGCCAUCCAAGUACUCUUUUAAUUGGAACUCUGCAGCAGUGGGGCCAAACAGAGAUAUUGUUGGUGAGAAGUGACAUUAUAUUCUGAUCCUGCUAAAGGUUAUAUAUAGGGCCAGUUCUGUAAAAAAAUGUUCAACUGGGGACAUUGAAAUAGAGAGCACUUUGAUAUUGAAAAAAACAACAUAUUAAAUAAUAGGAAAAGUAAAAUUUUUAUGGGUGGGGGUUAUGUGUCAGAAUAAUUAUAUAUAAUUGUAUGACACAACAUUCACAAUCAACCCCACACACAUUUAUCUGGAGACCAAAGCUCUAUAACAGACAAUAUUUUGAAGAAGCAUUUUCCAAUCAUUAAUAUGAUGAUAUAUUUAUUCAUUUUUUAAAACAUAGCUGGAUUUUAUUUUCUUAUAACAUUUUAAGUAACUGAAAAUUGCUUAUAAUUAUUUAUAUUAAAUUAUAUUUGCUAGAUUUAUUUUACUAUAAACUGUCAUAACAAAAGAUAUUGAAAAGUAAUUUAUAGUUUAAAAUAUGCUAAGUGAAUUUUCUUACAUGCUCCACUCCAUGCAACUAUUCUCAUAUGUGUGGGGAUAAGUAAUCCAAAUCUAUUGUCUGCUGUUUAGGUGAACUAAUGAAUGCAACCCGACAAAAAAGUAAUUUAAGAUUCGGCCUAUACCAUUCUAUGUUUGAAUGGUUUCACCCUCUGUAUAUUGCUGACAAAAAUGCUGGCUACAAGACUCAAGAUUUUGUAACUGUAAGUUCACAUACUUGAUUAAACAAUAGCCUGAAUGAUCUCUUAAGACUCCUUAAAUGAAAAUAACUUUGGAGUGCCCAAUGUUUCUAUUAUGUAUAUGAACAAACAGCAGAGAUUGACUCUAUCAUGGACUUUAUGCUUUACAUUAGAAGAAAUAACAUGCUGUGGCUCCCACUACACAUUAUGAAUUUUAUUUAUGACAUCUGAAAUCCUCCACUGAUUUCAUAAAUUUGGUUUUUAUUUUCAAUCCCAUCAUAAUCUAUGAGUGUAAGGUUAUGUUGUUAUUCAUGCGAUCUGUCAAAGGCCAGUAAGGCAAAGAUGGCAGAAAAUUGUCCAGUUAUAAUAAUGCAAACACAUGUUGACGUGUAAGAAUCCUAAAGUAGCAACAUCCUACAAAAUUAAUCUAGUGUACUAGUAUGCAAGAGUAAAAAAAAUCUCACUGUGAAAUAUGGUAAUGUUGAACAUAAUUAUUCUUGUAAGAAUUAUUUUUUGUCCAGCAUUUCUUUCUUUCUCAUUUAGAAAAGAAUAAAAAAUGUGACAAAUGCAUAAUCUAAAUUGCAUCAAGAUAUUCAAAUUUAAAAAAAAACUCCAUUUCCUAGUUUACUGCUUUAAUAUAUUUUUUAACCUUGAACUUGAACGGUUGAAUACAUGUAUUUUGAUACCCUGUACUUUUAUUUAUAACACAUUUUGAGUUUUUCUGUUAAAUCCAAUAUAAAUAUUGAUUUUUUCUUUAAUUUAAAUUAUUUAAAACUUAAUGAAUUUGAAAAUUAUUUGACCUUUUCUUUUUAGAAAUUAAGCAAAAUAAUCACUUAACCCGAUUAGUCCCCCUACUGUAAUUGUUAUGUUAGAAUACAGGAGAAGUUAUAGUAUCUUUACCCAUGUUAUCUGUGAGUAACUUUUCAGCAAAAAACUUUACCAGAGCUGUAUGAGAUUGUCAAUACCUACAAGCCAGAUGUUGUGUGGUCAGAUGGUGAUUGGGAUGCCCCUGAUGUAUACUGGAAUUCAAAAGAGUUCCUGGCUUGGCUCUAUACAGACAGGUAAAAAUGCAUUUUCGUUGGCUUCAUUAAGUUAUCGAUUUUCUUCCCCAUGUUUAUUUUAGUUCCCUGUAAAGUGAUAUUUCAAUUAAAAAUAAGGAUUUAAUACAUUUAUCUACAGAUACAGUUUGAUGGUCUAAUUACAGAUUUUUAUGAUGUUAGUUUAUAUUCACUUCAUCUACUUCCAUCACAUACUUCUUAUAGCAUUCUGCUGUAUUCUUUAAAGCAGCAUUCCCCAUGUAGUGGUCCACUGAUUGGCACUUGUUAUUGAGCAUUGCAUUGACCGUCCGCAAGCCUGGCAUUGACGGUCGGCACAAUAGGAAUAUUUAUGGUCAAAUAAAUAAAUUAAAAUAAAUAAAUCUGGCACCUGUCUCUGGUUCAUUUUCAAAAUUUGUCCACUGGUCCGCUUAACUUAAUGUUUGGGAAGAGCUGCUUUGAAAUCUCUUCUGCUGUCCUCAUUCACAGCCCUGUCAAAGACAGUGUUGUUGUAAACGACAGAUGGGGACACAAUAUCUCUUGCCAUCACGGGGGUUUCUACACUUGUGGAGACAGGUACAAUCCAGGUAAGAUCAAUGUUCCAGUUACAUUUCAGAUAAGAUCAUUUCUCCAGCAAGAUCAAGAAAUGAAAGGGCAAGAACCUCCCUUUGAAUAUCCCAUUUAGGGGUGACUAACACAUAGCCCCGUAUAAGUCUGACAACAAGGUGAUUGGAAAUUUGUGUUAGUUGGUUGACUAAUCAAAGCAACAUGAACAAAAACUGGUGAAUUUACUGCAUGAUGUUUAAUGACUUGUAAGCGUGAUAGGACCAUCAAAGUUUGGUGGUCCUCUUUUUUUUUUCUUUUUUUUUUUUAAUUAAAAUUUUUUUUUAACCUAUUUAAAAUUAUUUCUAAAGUAAGUGUUAGUAAGAACAGUGCUGUUGAGAUUUAUUAAAAUUUAUAUCAAAGCUUUUGAGGAAAAGCUUUUGGGUGUUACUUCUCAUUGAGAAGUAAAAUAUCAGCUUCAUCAUACUGCUUUAAAUAUUUCUUUAAUUAAAUUUUGUAUUUAUUUAUUUUCUUAUUUAAAUGUUGGUGGUUUAUGACAGAAGCAUGCACACUUGUGAUGCAAUAAGUUUUAUUUGUAGUAAGUUUUACUUUCAUGUUCUUGGUCUCUUUGUUGCAGGCGUUUUGCAGAAACACAAGUGGGAGAAUGCAAUGACCAUUGAUAAGUAUUCUUGGGGAUUUCGAAGGAAUGCCAGAUUAGCCGACUACCUGACCAUAGAAGAACUGCUGCAGACCUUCAUUAUAACUGUUAGGUCAGCUGAUUUUUUUUUUUUAGCAAGUACUGGUCUUAUCUUGUAGAGACAAGCCUUUGGGAAAUUAAUUUUUUUAUUGAAAAUGGAAUGUUAAAAAUAAAUUUAAAAAUAGUGGCUGUAAUAAAAUAUGUCUAUGUUGAAACUUUAAAGUAAAUUUGUGUGUUUUGAUAAUGCUUAAAUAGGUGUUACUUUUCAAUAAAAGUUAUUUGUAAAUAAAUGUUACAAAUAUUAUUUUUCAAUAAAUGUUAUACAUUAUUUUCCAAUCAAUGUUAUAAAUUGUUAUUUUUCAAUCAAUGUUUUUUUUUUCCAACAGCUGUGGGGGGAACAUGUUGAUGAAUGUCGGGCCUCCAAAGCACGGUCACAUAGAUCCCAUCUAUGAAGAAAGGCUUCGGCAGUUGGGCAGUUGGCUCAAACAGAACGGUGAUGGUAUAUACAGCACAAGGCCAUGGACAUAUCAAAAUGAUACUUUGACAGCUAAUGUGUGGUGAGAUGCUCUAUUAUAAUUUGUUUGAAAUAACCAUAACAUAUUUAUGUGCUGGUACAUUUCCCUUUCUCUUUUAAAAAGAUGUUGGUAAAAUCAAGCCAUCUCUUUGAGAAAUAGAUGGUGUGAGUACUUUAAGUUGGUCCAGGUUUUUUUUAACUUGCAAAUAACAUUGUAUGUAGAACCAGUUAGGAUUACCAGAUAUAUCUCAAAUUUUCUUUUUUCCAAACAAAUAUUUCUGAAGUCAUCCCCUGUUUAUAUUUGAACCUCUUGUGUUGUAAUCAAAUUUCUCGAUGAGUUUAAUAGUACCUGUUUUGAUUAAUUUUCUGAUUAAAACUCUAGAAUUUUCGGUAGCAAAAGAAGACUAAAAAAAGAGGUAUCAGAAGUGUCCUUGAUCUUGGGUAAAAAAGAAAGAGAGCUCCGUUCAUACAAAAAGCCAAAACUCUGGUUCACAUCUUUUCCUCUGUCAUCCACUUCUACUUAUGUCUGAUUUAAGUUUUUCUUUCAUUUAAUAUAUAACAGUGGCAUGUCCAGUUCUGUAAGUUGUACGAAAUAAAAGAAGUUCAUCUUAGUCUUUUCAAAUUAUAGAAAAUAUGAUUAGAUUUCAUUGAUCAUCCCAACCCCCUUAAAUCAAUUCAGCCAACUGGUGGUUUAAGAAGUUGGCCUGGUCCACUAUGAACCAGGAAGUAAUUAGUUAUAACAAAUCUACCAUAUUGACCACAAUUCUCUGCUAACAUCAAUAAAAAUAAUUUUGACAUACUCAAAUCAAUGAAAUACUGAGAUAAAAUAAGAAACUUGUGUGGAAGUCUGCUUUACACACUCAUGUGUCAUUCAUGGGAUUGAUAAGAAACUAACAAUUUGUGUAGAUGUAACAGUAUAGUUAAGCUUUAUUAACUAAAAAACCAAUAUACAAACUAUUAAAGUUUCGUCAUCAAUGCGUACAGUACGUUGUUGUGCAGCCAAGUCAUAGAUAUCUUCCUGAUGAGAGGACACCUGAUACCAAGAGGCUUGAAUGUAUUUCAUAAGUCAGUGAUACUGGCGUUGGUCAUAUGAUACUCUAGUUAUAGCUGCCAAACAAUAGAGGUGGAAAUGCAUUAACUUCCUAUCUGCUCAAGUGACACACUUUAUAAGAACCCCAAUUAGUGCUCUCCCCCCCCCCCCUCCCGGUUAGCCCCCACCACAAUUUUUUUCAACCCCCACCCCCAUUUGAGUCCCUCCCCCCCCCCCCCCUGCAGGGUAUGCCACAGCACAAUUUUUUUCAAGCCCCUGAACUAUAUUAGUAUUCUAAUGCCCCACCCCUGUUUACACAGCAGACUUAUUGCACUAUAUUUUAAUUGAGACUAUUUCCGAAAAACAAAAGAAAAUGUUACGCACCGAACACACAUAUGGUAUUUUUCGAGAACUCAAUUAGCGCAGUUAUCAGGAAUUUUAUUUUGCCAGCUAUUGAACUCAGAAUUAUUCAAUACUUCCUUACAUACCCAGAGAAUCAAACUUAUUUAUAAAUCUGAAAAUGGGCAUCUAAGAUUACCAAGAAAGAAAAAAGAUGAAAUUUGAACAACGCAAUUCUUUGUUGCUAAUGGGUUUUCCGACAUUUUAUCCAGGUACACAUUAAAAAAAUCCCAGACUGCAAAAGAUAUUUAUGCCUUUGUGUUUAACUGGCCGAGCGGCAAGACCCUGUCUCUCGGCGGCCCACUCACCACAGUGGCUACAACCAUAUCUCUGCUCGGCUACCCUGGAUAUUUAAGCUUCAAUACAAGGCAGCCGUCCGGUGUUGAUAUCAUCAUCCCUGACAUCCCAAUCAGCAAGAUGCCAAACACCUGGCUCUGGACAUUUAAAAUAACAGCUGUUGCCAAUUAAGAGUUCUUUCAACACGCUUGAAUGUUAAAGAUUUUCAAAAUUUUUUUUUGGGUACUUUUAGUACUUGAAAUAAGUUUAUUAGAUUCAGUUUUAAAAGAAUCUUUUGAAUAUUUUUUUGCUUCAAAUAUAUUUAAAGCACCAUUUUUUAAAUUUCUAUAUUAAUGUAACAAACGGGUGAUGAAUUUGUAAUAAUAUGAUGGACAUAAGCUGAGAUUUAACCACUUAUGUGUAUAAGUAUAUGAGGUGUAGAUGUCAUUUACAUGCAAUUUUUACCACACGAAAAAGGUUAGAUCAUAUUGAAAUAUUUUGUAGCAAUUUUUUAAAAUUUUUAUAACCUUUUUUUUUCUCAGAGUGAGCAUUAUGCACUUGCAAGAUUACUGUAAUCACUUGUUUCCUUUGUUUUAAAAUCCAUUUUUAAAUUGUUUUAUAUUUUUCCUCGCAUAUAUUCCAAGUGGUCUCUUUCUGACCACUUCUAUGUAUUUCUCUAUGCGACCCAGCUGUUUCUUACCACUUCAAUGUAUUUAUUGAUGUGACCAUCAUCAGGUUCCUAGUCACGUAGAGUCGACACGACACGUGUACUUAGAUGUCAGAUUAAAAUAAGACUGUAAAAAUCAUAAUUUUGUUGUGUGAAAAGGGGGGGGGGGGACAUUAGAAUAGUUAUAGAGUUUGGUUGGGGGGAGAGGGGUUGGUGGUUAUCAACAUUAAUAACAUAUCAAUUAUAAUUUAAGUCACUCUCCUACACACCCCAUCGUCCCCACACCUGGCACGCCACUGCACCCACACCUACCAUCUCACUGCACCCACAUCUGAACCCAUAGUGUCUGUUGAAAUUCAGCUGAGUAUUUGAUAAUUUCAUAGCAGAGAGUUAUGUUGCUAUGCCAUAAUCACUUUCCUCCCACUAACAAACCAGUUCCCACUAUCAAACCAGUUUUUUUACUAUCAAACCUGUUCUCACUAUCAAACCAGUUCCCACCAUCAAACCACUUCACACAAUCAAACCAGUUCCCAACAUCAAACCAGUUCCCACCAUCAAACCAGUUCCCACAUCCAUUCAGUUCCCGCCAAACCUCUCAAAUUUUUAUUAGUACUUUCAGUCAUUACCGACAACUAAUUUUUAAAACCCCUUGUUACAUAACAAUGAACUUGUUACAAAUCACGUGACGUGUGCAUUCAACACAAAAUUCAGAUAAAACAAUACUUAAAAGUGACUAGCAAUGUCUCUAAAAAAAAAUUAUUAUUCCUUGUUAUUUAUUUGAAGAGCAUUUUUUAUCAACAGAUAUAAACAUUUUUAUUGUUUUUACCCAUCUCACUUUUUUAAAAGAAGCACUUUCAAAUUUGACUUUAACGUGUGACCCUGACCAGCCCUACCCCAGGGCUAUUCAUUGCUUGUGCUGAGAGGGGGGGGCGAGACAUCGUUUAAAUAAUUAUUACAUGGUAUCCAAGCAGAUAUCUGUAUAUCUGUUGUGACGGAAAACUAAGUGAUAGUAUCUCAAUGGCAUUUGUCGACAAUCGCAAGUUAGAUUAUCUGAAAGCUAAAGUGACAGCAAAUUGGUAUUAUCUGAAUGUUUUUAUUUUUUUUAUAGUGUUUUUUAAAAAGUUAUUGUGAUAAUAACAAUUAUUGUGACAUAGUACAUAGGUAGGAAAGGAAGGUAUGUUAUCUAAAGUUAUUGAAGCAAUAACGGCCCUAUGUUUCGUUUCAUCAUGAAUAUAAUAUUUUAACUCACUGUUUUGUGUAAUAUUUUGAUGUUUUCUUGUAAGGGAUUUUAUUUCUAUAACAAACAUUUUUAAUAAACUUUAUUUAUUGUGGGAAUAAAAAA
Messenger RNA from Lymnaea stagnalis (great pond snail), 10075 nucleotides. The record is from the annotation of a GenBank genome assembly. Lineage: Eukaryota; Metazoa; Mollusca; Gastropoda; Lymnaeidae.